Messenger RNA from Toxorhynchites rutilus septentrionalis, 1223 nucleotides. RefSeq names its product zinc metalloproteinase nas-4. The transcript is spliced from 3 exons. Gene Ontology annotation, molecular function: zinc ion binding; metalloendopeptidase activity. The record is from RefSeq and is a predicted model, not a curated record. Gene Ontology annotation, biological process: proteolysis. Lineage: Eukaryota; Metazoa; Arthropoda; Insecta; Diptera; Culicidae. The coding region runs from base 71 to 1129 and encodes 352 amino acids.
GGUGUUCGGUAAAACGCGAUCAAUUCAAAACGGGGUUGCCGUAAUCGUUUCACACUGCACAUCCAUAUAAAUGGCAAUGUCCCACAAAAUGUUACUCGUACUGCUGGCAGCCACGUGGCUUACGGUGGCCAACUGCAACGUAAUCCUGCGGGACGACGCCGAAAACGAAGUCGAUAGCAACGAUGGUGAAAUCGAUUUGUCGCAUCUGGGGACGGCGAUCUACGGUGCGCCGGAUCCGUCGGUUGGCGAGCGGGUCAGCCAGUACAACCCGGAGACGGAUCUGGUGAACCCGGAGGAGCUUGGAACGUACGCCGGAGGAGACAUGCUGAUAACGAGACCGGCGGGAAGGAACGGUCUGGCCGACAAGAGCAAACUGUGGUCGAAUGGUGUGGUGCCGUUUGUGAUCGAAGGAAAUUUCGACGCCUUCGGCAUGCAGCUGAUUGAAGAUGCUAUGAACAAAUACCAUGCCGAAACAUGCAUCAAGUUCGUUCCCCGCACCAAACAGCAGGAUUACAUUUCGAUCCAGAGCACGAACAGCGGUUGCUGGUCUAGCGUUGGCCGACUUGGGGGCAAACAAGAGGUUAAUCUGCAGAUACCUGGCUGUACGACCAAGGUCGGAACGGUUGCCCAUGAGUUGAUGCACGCCGUUGGUUUCCUUCACGAGCAGAAUCGUGACGAUCGGGAUGACUUCGUCUUGAUUAAGACAGAAAACAUCCAACCAGGUACGGAAAGCAACUUCGUCAAGGCACGCAGCAACUCCGUCAACAGUCAUGGUGUCAGGUAUGACUAUGGCAGCAUAAUGCACUAUUCGGCCAAUGCGUUCUCCGUCAAUGGAAAACCCACAAUCGUCCCAAAAAAAACCGGUGGCAACAAGAUGGGCCAACGAGACGGCUUCUCCAAAGGUGACCUUAGCAAGAUCAACUCGAUGUACGGCUGCAAAGGAACUACCGCCAGCAGUGGCAACGGAACCAAUGCAUCGAAACCCCAACGGCCGGCGAGUGGUAGGCCUAGCAGACCUAGCAGACCAAGUAAACCAGGUGUUACGGGAGCCCAAGUAGUUGGUUUCAUUGGCAAUCUCAUCGGAGCCUUUGGGGAUAACGAAACGUCCAACGCGUUGAGAGAACAAUAAUGGGGACAACCAUAAACAAGUUCAAAUACGAUCAAACAACACAACGAACAAAUCUCGCUUCCUACCUCAUUUUUGUCGCAAUUCACUUUACUUA